Molecule: messenger RNA, 2361 nt
Organism: Schizosaccharomyces octosporus yFS286
Lineage: Eukaryota; Fungi; Ascomycota; Schizosaccharomycetes; Schizosaccharomycetales; Schizosaccharomycetaceae
Product: metallochaperone Ccs1
Exons: 3
Coding region: 173-889 (238 amino acids)
Biological process (GO): superoxide metabolic process
Molecular function (GO): metal ion binding
Source: RefSeq, a predicted model, not a curated record
GCUUAAUAAGAUUUUCUAAAGAAUAGUAUGAUCAAUGAAUUCAUGCACGAGUUGAUCACUUCACCCUUGCCAUACUCAAGAAAGCAACUUCUGUGGGCGUUUUAUCUUCUUCUUCUUCUUCUUUCAAGCUAGUAGACGAGUUUCAAAAAAAAUAUUUCUUCGAAAACUCAUCAUGGUGCAAGUAGAAUUCUUAGUAAAAGAUUGCACAGCAGAAGCAAGAAAUGCUAUUCAAGAAGAAUGCAAGAAUUUGCAAAUUGACGAUUAUAAAUGGGAUGACUCCAUCGGUCAAUUGAUUGUGAAGAGUUCACUCCCUCCUUCAGAAAUUCUUCAUCACUUAGAAAAUGCUACUUCCAAACCUAUUUUAGUUCGCGGUGCUAGUUCUCAGGAAGAGUCAGGAGUCAGUAUUCUCUAUGACAAUACAGAAGAUCUUUCAGCAGUUCCAAAAGUUCAUGGAUUAUGCAGAUUCAUCCCAACUGACAACCGAGUGUACCUGGACUUGAUUGGAACCCAAUUGGAACCCAAUACCGAAUAUGUCGCUGAAGUAGCCGUAUCAGGAGACAUCUCUCGUGGACUAAAAUCUGUAGGCGGAACCUUUGCAUCCCUUGCAUCUAUGUCUUCAAACGAUACUGGAAAAAUUGUUUUUGCUCAAGAAGUCAAUGGUACCCUGCAGGAUUGGAUUGGUCAUGCGUUCGUACUCAAAGCGUCUAAUGAUUCUUCCAAUGGUGUCUUAGGUAUUAUUUCCCGUAGCGCUGGUGUUGGUCAAAACACAAAAAUUAUUUGCGCCUGCUCCGGAAAGAGUUUGUGGGAGGAGCAUGCUGAAAAUAAUACCUCUUCAUCAGAAGCGUCUUGCUGCAAAAAGGAAGCUCCUAAAAAGAAAUGUUGCUGCUAAAGCGUUAAAUUAUUUUUUGAUUUGCUACUAAUAAAAGUUUUAUACCCUACCAACGGAUUGUUUGAACGAGUGAUAAUGGAACAUACUGGGUAACAACUAGUUUUUCUCUUUUCUGAGUGGAAAUGUUACUAAGUUAAACUUCUCAUCGUUGUUUAUGAAUGAUACUCCUAUUUGCUUUUAAAAAAUUCAACAUAAAAAUAAUCGGCUUUAUAUUAUCAGACUAUGAAAGAACAAAGGGUAUUCAUAUAGCGAAUGGAUGGAUUAUGUCUAGUAAAUGCGUAAAAUUCAAGAAAGGAGUGUCAACCCGAAACAGUAUAGCGAACGCUUCAUGAAAUAAAGACUAUCCCGUACAACCCUAACUCAUACUUUCAUUUAAACACGGCAAGAUAUCAUAACUCAUUAGAAACUGGCAAUUGUUCAAAAGCAAAGACAAAGACCGUUUCCGUGGAUGCCUUUAUCAAAUGUAUAGCAUAAUGCCUUUCCAACAUUUUACUUAUUCAAUAUGGAAAUCCAGGUUCCAAGAAACAUCCCCAAGACUGUAUUAAGACAUGAGUUAUUGAGUGUAAGAGGAAACAAAAACAAUUCAGGUCAUAAUGAUGUUGACCUAUGUUUUGAAUUUUGAAAGAGAACCGUAACGCUUUUAAAAGCACCCAUUCUAACGGGAACCAAAACGUCUCUUACCAAUAUCAAAGGGCACAUAACGGUAUUUCAACAUGUGUUGAAUUUGUCUACGGAAGCAAAAGAAUGAUAAAACGAAAUAGUAAACGACAAGGACUGGCCAAAAGACAGGAAUGUCAAAGACUCGCAACAUACUAGCUACCAAGGCCAUAAUCGUAGCACGAGUACUAGAGUACCAAAAAUUGAAUUCUGGCAAACGACGAAUAAAUGGUCGGAAUUCAUCAUCUUUGGUCGUAGGUAAAACGCCUUCUUCCGUCUCUUCAUCUCGCAUGGCUUGCUCCAGGCUGGGAUCAAAUUUGGGUGAUAAGAAAAGCAAGAAUAAGUUCAACAAAUAUAUACCCAGUGUGUAGCAUACAAUAUACCAACCACGAACUAUCAAAAUACGAAUAACGAACAAAGAUAAGAGUCCAGCGAAAGACAUCCAUCUUUGAUUUGUAAAUGGAAUCGUGCGAUCCACCCAGAAUUGGUAUUGCUAAUUCAAAAGUUAGUGUUACUGUUUCAGACACUUCAUCAGCAGAACUUACCCUUCCUAAUGCGCUCCUUCUUUCUUGUACAUUUUCGAAUGCGUUUUGUAUUGAUUCCAUAUCGAAAGUUUAUAUGCAGACACUUUUUCCUGCUGUUUGUUGCAGAUAGGUUUGUUUUGGUGAAUCCCAACUGGGUUGUAGGAUAGAGAACAGUUACACGUCUUUAUGUGCAUCACUAGACUACGGUAUCUUUUAUAACGUAGUGUAUAUAUCCAUGGUAAUAAACAAACAAACAAAAUAAGAGCAAUUAAGAAGAUUGUCGACGUCUAU